AUGGCUGAUGAUCUGAUCAGGGCGGCUCUGGACCCGAAGAGCGACUUCCCCCAGCCCAACCUGCGCACCCAUGGGGAGCAGGAGCACAUCAAGGAGUGGAUGGGGCCCGCUGGCAGCAGCAAGCCAGAGGACAUGAAGGUGUCAAACUCUGAUCUGAUGAAGCAGGAGAAGACAGGCGGCACAGACGCCGUAGAGGGCGUCAACAGGUGGGCCGUUGCGGAGGGGCUCGGGCAUCUGUAG
Messenger RNA from Monoraphidium neglectum, 240 nucleotides. RefSeq lists its product as hypothetical. The record is from RefSeq and is a predicted model, not a curated record. NCBI's taxonomy places the organism in Eukaryota, Viridiplantae, Chlorophyta, Chlorophyceae, Sphaeropleales, Selenastraceae. The coding region runs from base 1 to 240 and encodes 79 amino acids. The transcript has 3 exons.